Tachyglossus aculeatus (Australian echidna) is the source of this 2751-nucleotide messenger RNA. It is a transcript of the gene KBTBD3, whose product is annotated as kelch repeat and BTB domain containing 3. Gene Ontology annotation, molecular function: protein binding. Lineage: Eukaryota; Metazoa; Chordata; Mammalia; Monotremata; Tachyglossidae. The record is from RefSeq and is a predicted model, not a curated record. The coding region runs from base 314 to 2215 and encodes 633 amino acids. The transcript is spliced from 4 exons.
AAAGCACUGUACUAAGCGCUGAGCCCUGUUCCAUCCCGGGACACGGAAAGGGAUGGUCGAUUCCCACGGGGCGGAGGGGGCGGGAAGCUUCAUCCUCCUCUUGCACGGCACUGUUGGCACCCUCCCGAAAGAGGGGGCAAAGGUCAAGCAGGCGGGGCUAAAGGGCCAGGCAACCAAUGGCCGCCGGGGGCGAGCGUGAUUGACAGGGCCGCCGGCCAAUGGGAGGCCGAGGAGCGGGAGGGCCAAGCCUCCCGGGGCCCAAGACGCCGAAGGGAGAGGUUGCAGUCAAUUCUAGACAUAGGUGGAAUCAGCCAUGGACAAUCCAAAUGACUCCAUUAAACGGUCCAUAUGCAACGGGAUUCCUGAGAAGAAAAGCAACUUCAUGAUGGCUGAAGAGCAUGGCCAGAGAAUCUUAAAUGUGCUGCAGAGUUUUAGAGACCAAGAUAUCUUUUAUGACUUUAAAAUAAUUGUGAAAGAUGAAAUCAUUCCAUGUCAUCGAUGCGUCCUCGCAGCCUGCAGUGACUUUUUCAGGGUGUGGACAGCGAUGGUGAUAACAUUGGAGGACGGCACAGGGAAUUCAUUCUCUCCAACAACCUGCUAUUCAGUAAUCAGGGCAAUGUUUCAAGUGAACAUGAAAGAAAGAGAUGGGGGGAGUGUCACCAUUAGCAAUCUGUCCCCCAAAGCCGUGAAGGCUUUUGUCGAUUACGCGUAUACGGGAAACACCGAGAUAACCGAUGACAACGUGGAAAUGUUCUUCCAGUUGUCGUCAUUUCUUCAGAUUUCACUCCUCUCCAAAGCUUGCAGUGACUUUUUAAUAAAAAGCAUCGACCUCGCCAACUGUUUACAGCUGUUGGCGCUGGCCGACAGCUACGGCUCCAGCCUCUUGUUUGAGCAGACGCUAGCGUUUGCACGGCAGCACUUUUCUUCGCUGCUCGAAUCCAGCGAUUUCCUGGAGAUGAACUUGGGGGUAUUGCAGAAAUUCCUGGAAGCGGACGAACUGAACGUACCUGACGAAGAAGCUGUGCUGAAAGCCGUGCUUUAUUGGACUAAACAUCGCUUGGAAUCCAGACAGAAGCACCUGCCUCAGUUGAUUGAAAAGGUGAGACUGUAUCAGUUACCCGAGGAGGCCCUGGAAGGCUACCUGCUCGCCGAAGAUCACUUAUUCAGAAGCACCGACAGCUUGGCCGCAGUCGAGGAGGCCGUUAAGAGCGUAAGGGCUUCCAGUGGACUCUUUCCAGACGCCCGCCCUUCCACCACCGAAAAAUACAUAUUCGUGCACAAGACAGAGGACGCCGGAGACGGUCAACACACCUUCUGCUAUAACAUUGAGACGGAUAAAUGGAAAGUCCUGCCGCAGACUCAGAUGCUCGCUCUUCCAGGGUCGAGCCUAUCGAGCUACGGCGAGAAGAUCUUCGUGACCGGCGGUUGCAGAGGGAAAUGUUGCCGAGCUAUCCGGCUCCACAUCGCCGAAUCGUACCACGAUGCCACUGAGCAAACCUGGUGCUACUCCCCGGUCAGCAACGAGUUCUCGUUCGUGGCGGAAAUGAAGAAGCCGAGGACCAUGCACACGUCCGUGAUGGCCCUGAACCAGCUGUUCGUCAUCGGCGGAAAGACCAGAGGAGCCCAGGACGCCAAAAGCCUCUUGAAUGUUGAAUCUUACCGGCCCCUCUCCAGAGAGUGGCUCUCCGUGAGCCAGCUGCCCAGAGGCAUCUACUAUCCCGAAGCAAGCGCGUGCCGUGAUAUAAUUUAUGUCCUCGGCUCGGAAGUGGAGAUCUCCGAUGCCUUUAACCCGUCUCUCGAUUGUUUCUUGAAGUACAAUGCUGCGACGGAUCAGUGGUCGGAGCUGGUAGCGGAGUUUGGCCAGUUUUUUCAUGCCACGUUAAUCAAAGCGGUGCCGGUGAACCGCACCCUCUACAUCUGUGAUCUGUCCACUUACAAGGUGUAUAGUUUUUGCCCCGAUACUUGUGUCUGGAAGGGGGAAGGAUCUUUCGAAUGCGCGGGCUUCAACGCCGGAGCCGUCGGGAUUGAGGAUAAAAUUUACAUUUUAGGGGGAGACUACGCCCCAGAUGAAAUCACCGAUGAAGUCCAGGUCUACCACAGUAGCAGGUCCGAGUGGGAGGAGGUCUCACCGAUGCCUCGGGCUUUAACCGAGUUUUACUGUCAGGUGAUUCAGUUCAAUAAAUACCGAGACCCCUGGGCGGGCAAUCACCUGUAAUUUCAGCACGCGAUGGACCGCUUCGAAACCUUUGCCGUUACGGGAGGUGAAAGGCUAUUCGAAGCCCGAUGUGUUUAUUAAGCUGCUGCUUACAGAAAUUAUGAUUAGUUUUACUGUCUUUCCAGCUUAGAAUAUCACUCACACUAUUUCUUUGUCAGGUUUCUGAGGUAGUAGCCUACUAGCUCCUGGAAUGAACUUUUCGAACAACAGUGUAAUAUUAAGACUUCAUUUAAAGGAUAACAGGGAUGAUUUUUUCCACUCUCCCUAAACCUCUCAGAGGUGUAAAUGUUCGUUAGCAAGCACGUGCGUGGUUUUCAUGAACUGUCUAGGCCGACAUUGAAUCCAUUUGAGGUUUUCAGUCCACUUUGCACAACUGCAUUUUCCAGGAUCGUAGAUAACAAAAGACUUCUUUGUUCCCUUCCCUCAAAUUUGGCUAGCUAUAAUUAUGCUAGGUGUGCAAUAUUUGACAGUGCACCUUUGGCUAUCAGGUGGUUGGAGAAGCAGUGUGGCUCAGUGGAAAAGAGCGCGGGCUUUGG